Molecule: messenger RNA, 9817 nt
Organism: Rhopilema esculentum
Lineage: Eukaryota; Metazoa; Cnidaria; Scyphozoa; Rhizostomeae; Rhizostomatidae
Biological process (GO): nerve development; axon guidance; morphogenesis of an epithelium
Cellular component (GO): dystrophin-associated glycoprotein complex; dystroglycan complex; sarcolemma
Molecular function (GO): laminin binding; calcium ion binding
Source: RefSeq, a predicted model, not a curated record
GGGAUUUUACUUAUAUUACAGCCCCGCUCGAAACUGCUUGUCAAAUUUUGUCAUUAGAGCGGUUAGGCCCAGAUUCCAUCUCUGCCAUGCUCAUUUGCCAUGACUCGUAAAUUUUGUACAGACAAACGAAAAAAUCAAAUGCCAGGAUAAAAAGCUACUUUUAUUAGAAGUUUGGCUUUCCCUGUUAAAUAACCAAUUAUAACUGAAUUUAUGAACUGCGAUUUCGUGAUUGGAUAAAGCUCUUUAGAAAAGUAUGUUUCCAGAGGACUAAAACGCCGAUAUCCAACAUUCCAGCUUCAAAAAGACAUUUUAUAAAAGCAAAAAUAGUGUUCUAAGUAUUUCAACGUUCGUUUGGCCCUAGAUAUUGCUUCGUUUAAAGGUCUGUCUCUGGCUGGCAGCGAAGUCUCGUUGUUUAUAAUGGAUGGAUAGGUAAUAGUUCUUUAUUUCAAUGUUUUCCUAUCCUUCAGAAUCAAAUUCUACAUUGACUUUACUCUUGUCGAUCGAAAACAGUCUUCCAAAUUUGUAUCAUUUAGUUUAUACCAACUGAGCUUGUGCUUUCUGUUUGUGUUAACAAUUUGAUACAAAACACAAGAGCGAAGGAAGUUUAUAAUUCGUGUCAAAACACCUCACAUAAAUGGGCCAUUUAAAUACCAUUGACUGAUGCCUUACUUUGUACUAGAUGAAACUAAAUGCUUGUUUCUUUGUUACAAAUUAUACAUUUAAAAUUUGUCGCUUGUACUUUUUCGAAUGCCCUUUUAUUUAUACAAGACACGGGACAGUAAACAAUGAUAAAACGCCCUGUUGGACAUUAAAUAAUUAGUUGAUGGAAGUUCGUUGUUAUAAACCCGGAGGGCUUCAAAUUGCCCAUACCCAAAAUAUCAAACAGGUAAGGUUAUGUCAAAUAGAACAGGAUUUCCCUACAGAUUUUGUCUGUUUCUUGCCAUGCUUUUGUCAAAAUCUGUGAAGCUAAGCCACACAUUUAUAAGCCGUUGAUUCAGUGAGAAGACCUCUCGUGUGCUGUACGGGGAAGACCCUAUUUUCCUACUAUGUACUAAAUUAAAAACUUUGUUUAUUGUGUUAACGAAACGUUUUACCAAUAACUCAUCACUUCAGCGCAAAUGCAAUCCUCGCAGUGAAAGUCGAUAAACGUCAAUGUUUUGAAAUUGACCGUUGCGAUCUCAGUUUUAGUUUGGGAGUUGUUAUGCGACCCUGGUUAGUGUUUGACGAGUGAUUACCUAGUUAUUCCUGCAACUGUUCCCUAUCAUAAUAACACAACCUGUAUUACAUGUAUAGCUUCCCCAUCCCUUGUUAACUGCCCUGAUGUUGUUUUGGUAGAAAAUUAUUUGUAAUUCUGAAAAGUUUCAUUUGCCAAACUAUACAGAUCUGCUGUGAUAGCUAUCGUGCCUCAGUUCCUAGCGAGUUUCUCCAGUCGAUUUUGCUUAUUUUAUGUGGGUGCGGUUGGACUUGCAAUUUCCUUUUCUUUGCAUUGGUUAAGAAAAUAUUAUGACUUCAGGGAUAAUCCCUGAUUUUUCCUGCUUUGCUAUUAACUGGGACGAUUUCCUUGCGUAUUGAUGCGAGAGACGGAAACACAACACCAAUGAAAAUUGCAUGCACACUUGGUCAAACUUAGAGCUUAUGACUUGUUUUGUCUUGUGUUUUGUGCCAACUUUGCCAGCUUUAAUAAGCUUUAGAACCCUUUAUUUCUUCUGAUCAGAAGAUUUUGAUCCAAGUGAAUGGUCCAGGUUAAACUCACCUUAUUUUUGCCAACAUCCAAAUCUUGUUACAAAAAGCUUUUCCAAAAGUGAAAAGUAAAUCCUUAUCUGACAGGCCACAUUGAUGCUUAUGCCAUUAGCAGAUGGCAUCAUCAAACAGGGUUAAAAUCUGAAAACAUUUCCCCUUAUAUAAUUUGUUAUGUUAAGCUUUAAUAACCAAGAGCAUGCAAUUUCUUUUUACAGAGUUUUGCUGUCUUUCAUUUUGGGGUUUAGUCUUGCCAGAUUGUAGAAACAUGUGUAUAUGGUUGUAUAAAAAUAUUCAAUCUAGCUCAAGGCAAAGAUUCAAAUCAGAGACAGUUCUUUGAAAUGCUAUCCAAGGGUGAGCAUAUUUCAUCAACUUUAGUCUGGGAUAGAUAAACUAUGAUGGCUAGGAAGAGCCUGGUCUUGGUUUAGUAUUUCCAAUAGGUCUUGGGAAGAUUGGGGAAUGGAAAGUUUAGGAAGAGAUUUUAAUAAUAGGAAAAAUGUUGUUAACAUUGCCAUAGCCUAGUGUUUUAAUUUUACAUCCAAUCUGAUUCUAAUUUUGGCCAAUUGAUAGUUUGAUAUUCAUUUAUAAGCUGGAUAUUCAUAACUUCACUAGUAGCCUUUCUGCAUCUUGUUUUUUUAAGUUUGUUUGUGUGACACAUCAAUGGAGUAUAGAUCAUCCCCAUUUUAUUAACAAUAAACUAUGUGAUAGUUGCAAUUUGAACUAAAUUUGCAAAACAUCUUUAAGUGGCAGCUUUAGUCUAUUCUGCAAUAUAUUUAUGUAUAAAUGCUUUAAUUUUAUCCUGUAAAUUGUCCAUAUAAAUGUAUCCUGCAAAUGUUAAUUGCACUAGGUUAAAUCCAGGCUUAUUUGCAAAUAAAAAAGAGAUUUAAAUUUUUAACAGUUUUUUAAGCCAUAUUUAAAUGCAAAUACAAGAAGUAUUUACAUGUUUUUAGGACCUUACUUUAAGAAAAUAAUAGCCAUAUAAACAGAUAGCCACAAUUUUGUGUCAAAUUUUCUAAUUGCCACCAUAGUUACAAUGAUGCUUUCUACACAUAAAGUGGAUCUGUUAAUGGUUGGCAAAGAUCUACAAACCAAUUAAUAGCUUUCAAUACGCUUUUUAAAAAUAAUCUCUAUGGUUGAAUAUGUUUUGUGUGUUACAAAAAAAUAUUUUGUGAAGUAUAAUUAAUGUUUUGGAUUUAUAAGGCAUGUUUCCUUGAUACUUAGCAAUGCCAGAAUUGAACUGUGAAUAGAGUUUUUUUAUCAAAAACUUCUCAUUUGAAAAAUUUAACCUGACAUUGAUUAGAGAUGUUUCCAGUGUAACAUGCAAAAAACAUGGGGGCAUAAUCAUGAACAUACAUCAUUAAACAGAGAGCCUCAAAUGAAAAAUUUUAAGUAGGGGCUAAAGGGGGGUCUAAUAGAACUAAUUAAAAAAGAAUCACCUUGCAUUAAGGUGGGCCCCAACCUUAGACUGCUAGCCUGACUCUUCCAUCUCUUCUAUCCCAAAUUAUAAAACUGAUCCAAAUUAAUGAGUUGACUGGGGAAGUUUAUGACAAAUUGAUAAAUUUUUAGGUUUGACUUCAUAUGUUGAAAUCACUCAUCCAUCAUGUCCCUAUUGAAAAUAACCCGGUUGGUUAAUUGCUCCUAUUCAGGUUAAUUAAAUCUGCUAUAUCACCCCCACAACCACAUUCGAAAGUUUUUACUUCGAAAGCAUUUGCUUUCACUCAAACCAGCCAGUUAGAGUUCUCAAGGAUAUUGACUCUAUAUGGGCUGUUUGUAAAAACUAACAAUGUCACAGUUAACAUCCCAUGUUGACAGAUUGUCAGUUGUCACAGUGUUAUCACUGUCUUCUCAUCGAUACUGUCAAUUUGAGCCGACAUCCUGUUUAUUCAAGUGAAGAAUAGCGUUAUAAUUGAAUGGGAAUGCAAAGUGACAGAUUUGCUUGUAAAGGCCAGUCCUUGUUGCAGCUUUUCGCUGUAUGCUAAGGCAUAGUUUGUAUAUUUAGCAUGUUUAGCAUAUUUUGCAUAUUUAGUAUGUUUACAGUCCUAUAAACCUCUGUCCAUGCUUUAUUCAUUUUCUUAGUUAGGCCAUGCAAAUAUAGGUUAGACUGGUACUGCUUAAAUGUUCCAGUCAAGACAUCGUCCCAUUGCAGGUGGCUGCUUACUGCCAGUGUUGCCUAUAUCUAACCAACAAAUAUUAAGUGGAUAGUUUGAUGUAUUUAGUUUAACCGUCAAAUCGAAAUAUAAUUUGAUUUUGUUGCUGGCUUCCUAACAAAAUAGAUAACGUCAACUAUCAAAGCUAUAAUUGUAUCUUUUUUCUACAGGCCCCAGAAAGGCUCGCGUGUGUAUGUUAUGCUAUUUCUAAUCGGUUCCGCUUUAAAUUACUCUUUUUUGUAUCAUCGAUAAUAAAAAAUUCUGGAGCAAUUGUAGCUUUGUAAAAAUUCCCGUAAGACAACUGUCACAGAACUUUUACAGAAUUAGCUAUAUGUGCGUGAAAGUUUUCCUUAUAUACAGAGACGGCGUGCACGAAAUUGAACUUGGGGGGGGGGGGGCUGAGAAUCAAGUUUAGUGACGUAUGAGGACCCACGGGCUGGGUCCGACGUGCAAGUAAAUUUUUGAAAUUCAGCCUUCUAGAAUGGCUAAAAAUGCAUCUCCUAGACAAAAAUUUAACAAAUCACUAUACCGCUCAGAACAGAAAAUUCGACGAUUCUCACAAAAACAUUGAUAAUUGAUUUUUAAGACAAAUUUGGGAGGAGAGGAGUCAUGCUGAAACGCUAGUGACAGACGUUGGGAAAAGAAGAAAGGGCGACCUUUCGUUCAAAGUGUACUUCGAUGUGAAUAACAAGAAGCUGUUGCAUGGAUUGAGAGAAUUUUAAUUCCUGAACAGAAAUGUGCAUCAACUUGAUCUCGAGUAUUUUCAGUAGGCUAUAUUUACACAUCCAAAAUGCAGAAAUUGCAAUGAUACAGAAAGUUAUCUACUAAAUUAAUGCAAAUAAUAGACAAAUUAUAGAAAUAAACCUAAAUAUAUAAAUAAAAUUCAGUUUGUUAUUUGUUAUACUCUUUUUAAAAAAAUAGUUAAAAAAGACUGUGGAAAAUAUUUUAGUUUUGAAAAAGUGGAGGGGGGCUGAAGCUCCCCCAGCCCCCCCCAGUGGCGCCGUACCUGUUAUAGGCUAGUAAGUAAAAAUUGCUUGUUUAUUUGAAGAAAGUAUCUUUAUUUCUGGUAGGAAUAGUCUCGUGGUCUUUUGAAAUUAACAGACUGAUCACAGUCAUUGAUCAAGUUUGGCUGUUAGGAUGAUUUCCUGUUCUGUUUGAUAAUAAUUUUCUCCAGCGACAAUGCUUGUUUGAAUUAAUAACUGCAUACAUUCAUUGUACCGAGCUUCUUCAAAACAAAUUCACGUUUCCUAUUUUCUACUCCCCCAUUCAUCUAUUUUUAAUGAGCUAGACUUGAUUGCUGAUAUCACAUGUUCAAUUGGCAAUUGAUAUUGAAAGCUCAUAAAAAUUUCACCGUUGGUACGCCGUUAAGCAUUGGUCGCCCUUGUCGGCCAAAGUAGGCGAAUUCUUGGUUUGGGAUGAGGAUUUUUUGUCAUGGUUCUCCAAAGAUCUAGAUGAUGUUUGUCAGAAUUCUACCGGUCAACGCCAAUCGGUUGAUUCGCUGAUUGGGAGUGGUGAGAAGAAAUUUUACGUCACGCUCGACUUCUUUUGGAUAUCGGUUCGUUGUUUGCACGGCAGAUGUCUUUGGUUAGCCACAUUAUAAUUGCAGUUUGACCUUAGGAGAAAAUGGUGACGAGUUCAAUUGGAUGUUCUUGUGGUGUAUUAUUUAGCUCAAAAAAGAUGGCUGUUGCAGUGCUAAUCGUAUUAAAUUUGGUGUUGAUUUUUGAGGAAACGUUUGCAGUUCCUGAUUACAAAAAGUUGCACGAGAACUUAUCUUUGCGAGAGAAUUCAGAGAAAGAAAAAUCAAAGAUAUUACGUCAUCAAGAUGGUACACUAUUGACAGCAGAAGUGGGGAAAGUUUUCAAGUAUUCUCUGCAGGACUUCAUAUUAGAUGGUCAAGGAAAUACCCCCACUAGUGUACACAUUUAUGAGCAUGGCAAAACCGGUCUACCCCGAUGGCUCUCUUACAACGAAAAGAAACGAAAACUAGUCGGUGUUCCAACACGGGCAGAUGUAGGUAGAAUUAAAAUUGUCCUUAAAACAGGCACAAAAAAUCAUAAAAAGAAGUUCAAGUUUGAGGUAAAUGUCAAAGAUGCCAGAGACACCUUUGUAUGUCACCACGGAAACCCGGCAUUUGUCGCAGCAGCCUUGCUUAGCAUCGACUUCCAAAGUUUUAACGGCCUUGCAAGGGUAAAGCUUUUGCGAAAGUUUGCUGAUUACGUAGAUAUUGGUCUUCACGAAGUGAUUGUGGAGGAGAAAAAACCUAGCAAUGUUCUCGAUUUCACAAUGGAAACAGCGGGACCAGGAGACGGCAUCAUCACCAAAGCUCCAGGCCUAAUUGUUAAAUGGAAAGUGAAUUGCAAGCUUGGUGUUGCAGGUGACCGUUCGGUAAACCUUCUGAAAAUGUCAUCUGGUAACAAGCGCAUUUUCAACAGCACUGGCGUACCUUUCCUUGGAUGGUACGUCUACAGGCAUCAAAAGAGAUACCGUCGGCAAGCGGCUCGGGGUACUACUCCAUUAGCAACUCCUGCCGCUACUCCAUCAGCAACAAAGCCUGUUGCAGUGGUUACAUCAAUGAUAAGCGGCACUCCAGUUAUCAGCGCAACCCCGACCCUUGUGAUCAAGUCGACAAGCACCGUAGCUGUUACCCCAACUAAAACAUCUGCGGUUCCGGUGAAGCCGACUCCUACGGUGACCAGCCAACCUCCUACGACUGAAGCAGAAGCUACUACCAAAUUAACAACGACCACUCAGCCUCCCACAACUACUGAGGAAGCAACUACAAAAAAGAUUAUCGUCACUACUAAAGAAGAAAAGACUACAAUGAAACCCAAAACAACCACCAUGAAGCCAGAAACUACAACUAUGGAACCGGAAACGACUACGAUGAAACCAGAAACGACCACGAUGAAACCAGAAACGACCACGAUGAAACCAGAAACGACCACGAUGAAACCGGUAACUACUCGCGAGAAACCAGAUACAACAACCUCGCCACCGGAUACCACCAUGGCUCGAAAGACAACUAAAAUGGUUCCUAGAACCACUCCACCGGUGAUAAAAAAUCUUGCUCCUGUACUCAAAAAUUCUAUAGACCUUAUUCAAGUUAAUGCCGGACAGGCCUUCAAAGUAAAGAUCGAAAAUGACGUAUUUGAAGAUGAUAAUGAUGGAAACACAUACAACCUUCUUUUAGCGCUGAAGAGGAACGUGCUGCAGAAGUUAAAAGAUGUCGAUGAAUCACAGAUAUUCCUUGAUACUAAAAAUUUUUAUUUGUAUGGGUUGCCUACUUUAGCAGAUGUUGGAGAUAACUCUUACGCUUUACAAGCUACCGAUUCUUUCGGAAAACAGACAAAUGCUGUAUUCACCGUCCGGGUAUUAGAUGAGAACGUGGUUUAUAACGACGUGUUCAAUGUCUCUGUUGAUUUAGAUUUUGCAAAGUUUGUGAAAAGCGCCAAGAACAAAGUAAAGUUGGUGGAAAAGAUUGCAGAGACUACUGAUGUUGGUUUUAAAACCAUCAGAUUGCAAAAGUUUUAUCCAGGUUCGGUUGUAAUGAGCUAUUCAUCGUCAGAGUUCCAAACUGGCGACUGUAACAGUGUAAAGGCCCAGGCUUACAAAGCCAAACUGGAAGGUUCUGCCUUUUUAGAUGCUAUGGCACCCGAUUACAUUGUUCUGGGAACUUCGGCUAAAAAAGCAGGAACCAAUUGUGGGGGCGUGAAUCGAAGGAAAUCGCCAAGAAAGUCUGGCGAUGGUGGUUACAAAUGGUGGGAAGUGGUGCUUAUCCCUGUUAUUGUCAUUGCUGUGCUGUUAUUAGUCAUAGGACUCAUCUUCUUCUUCUUAUACAGAAGGAAGCGUCGUUAUGAGCCGCAAAAGGAAGACAAAAAUACGUUCUUGUAUCAGAAGAAACCAGUCAUCUUUCGCGAAGAGUAUGAAGAUAAACCAGAUCUUGUCAGUCUUGAGCCACUGUUCCUCCCGAACGAAAGGGCACCACUUACCAACACUGCUUAUCAACCACGCACGUCAACCCCUGAUGAAAAUGGCUCGUCUUCUGCAUCCACAGAAGAUGAAGAGAAAGCACUUGUUGAAAACAAGACACCGCAAACGCCACCGCCACAAACACCGCCGCCUAGAUCACCACCAUACGGAAGGUCGCCGCCACCGUAUACAGAACCAUAAGAGACUAGGGUAUUUUCAGAUCAAAUUUCGAAAGAAUGUGACAUGGUGCUAUUAUUUAAUCGUUAAUUCUGCUGCAGCAAUUCGAAAAACCUGUAACCUGCGUUACAUGGGUUACUAACUAGCAGGACAUGUCAAUAUGAAAAUGUAUUUUUAAAGGACACAUCGAGCGGACAACAUUUUUGGAUGCCAAAAUCAGGCUGUUUCAAAAGAACUGUGCUACAGAAGAUAUAAAGCACAGGUAUGAAAUCAGUUGGUCUACAGUAGCUUCAUUAUAAAGGCAUUCCCUUUUUUCUUAUGAAGUAAUCGACUUGGAACGAAUGCGAUAUUCUUAAAACGUGUUAUUCAACAGUGUUAGUACUUUGUUAGUUGUAUAUCAUAAAAAAUUGUUACUGAGGUGAUUACGGAGUUUGCACGACACAUGAUUUGUUGAUAGUAAGUGUUGUUUCGUGGAUAGCUCUGAGUAAUGGCUAUCAAAAACUGAAAGCUAGUUUGUUUCAUACUAGUAGAUCUGGUCAGAGGUUAGUUACCAGUGGUAUGGCAUUCCAUUUCAAAGCCAAGCAAAAACUUUUAGAUAAGGUAUUAGUUUAAGAUAAAUAUCAUUUUGUUCAAGACUAGAUUUCUACCUGUUCAAGUUUGAGGGUAGUGACUUUCGAACACAACACCGUAUAUAGUGAACUUUAGUAUGUCUACAUCUGCUGAUAGUUGAUAUGUGAAUUCAAUUUAAUAUCUAAAUUCAAACCGGUAAAGUAUUCUAAUUACUUUUAAACACAUACUUUCAUGUUUAUAUAAUUAGUUGUGUUUAGUCGUAUUGUCAAGCAAGUUCUUGCCUUCUUUUGGCAAUAUUAUAUCUUUUUGUAAAUUGCUAUCUAUAUGCGAACAAUGUUGAACUUAAAGGAUUGUAAUGAAAAAUUGUUUACACUCUGGCUAUCAAGGAUUUUUCAAACCAACUUGCUUGGGAAGGAAGGACGAUUUGAUCAAUAUUCUGCAACCAGACAUAGCGAUAAAACAGAAUCAAACAUGCGUAGUAGAGAGAGCAGUGUUGGCUGCAGAACCCUAUUGAAACAAAGCUUCUAGGCUUUGUGAAAAUGUUGAAUUUCUGGUCUGGGGAAAUUUAGAAUAUCGUAUCGACUUAUAAUCAAGAUGCUUGAUAAAAAAAUUUGUAUUUUCAACCAUCCCAAUUUCUUAUGCUAACCUUCCUUGGACUGUUUCUCUUUGCAACUAGUUUUCAUUUUGCUUCGAAGUUAUAGACACGUCUCAUUUCCAUCGGCAUGGUUUAAUUUCGUCUCAUCUACUGGCAAUGCUUAUUCUGUCGCCAUUGUUUUAGGUUUUCACCUACGUUUUUCUAUUUCUAUCGUAAUUUAGGGCUGUUUUCUUGGAUUUCUGCCAUCAAUAUUUUCAGACUCUUGUAAUAUACGUUUUCUGUUGUGUUGUGGAUCUUUGAAAAGUGAUUGGAACUUCGAUUGUUACCCGAAAUCCCUGUGAAAACACCCAAGCAAACAUAGUUAUAAUCUCUCUCAAAAGUUCUUCCUUUUCCUUGACCUAAAGCAUUCUGAUUAUUUAAUUCCAACAGGCACCAAAUACUUUGCUUAUUGCCUGCACCGUCUAACAUCGUUUUGAAAAUAUUUAUGUUUUAAAAAUAGUGAUGUUUAGGAUAUAGCUUCUGUAGUUAUUUCUUUAAAUAUAUAUUACGUAUGUUUUCAUGUUCAUAUUAUCUAAAGAAGCUUUCAAUUCAUACUAAUUUUUGAAUACAUAACAAUAUGUUA